Dufourea novaeangliae is the source of this 1362-nucleotide messenger RNA. Its product is annotated as solute carrier family 2, facilitated glucose transporter member 8-like. Bases 1 to 1362 code for a protein of 453 amino acids. Gene Ontology annotation, biological process: transmembrane transport. NCBI's taxonomy places the organism in Eukaryota, Metazoa, Arthropoda, Insecta, Hymenoptera, Halictidae. Gene Ontology annotation, molecular function: transmembrane transporter activity. Gene Ontology annotation, cellular component: membrane. The transcript is spliced from 4 exons. The record is from RefSeq and is a predicted model, not a curated record.
AUGUCGAACGUAAGACUUUACGCGGUGACUUUCGUGGUGAGCCUGGUCCAGGUGGCCACGGGGAUGCUACUGGGAUGGCCGUCGCCGAUGAUACCGAAAUUGAUGGCCGAGGAUUCGACUUUGAGGAUCAGCCGAAACGAGGCGUCUUGGACGGUGUCGUUGCUGAAGCUUGGAAUGGCAUUCGGGUGUCUGCUCUCGACGUUUAUUGUCGAUCACCUCGGCCGAAAAAUCACGAUACUGAUCGCCAUUGUGCCUGCCAUUUCGAGCUGGUCGCUGAUUGCCUGGGGCUCGUCGAUUACGACUCUGUACGCGGCUCGCAUUAUAGGCGGCAUAGGCAGUGGCAUGGUCUUCACAGCUGGCUCUAUAUACGUGACAGAGAUCGCUCCGCCCCACAUACGCGGGGCUCUCGGAAGCUUUUUCGUGAUGAUGGAUUAUUGCGGUAGUCUUCUUGGCUACGUAAUCGGCUCGUUCACCACUAUGGCGGAGUACGCUUACGCGGGGAUGUCGUUAACGACGCUACAGUUCCUGAUAUUCGUCUGGUUUCCCGAAACCCCGUACUACCUUCUACGACGGAAACGUUACGCACCUGCCAUGGACUCACUCAUGUUCUUACGCGGCACUGGGGGGGUCUCGGAGGAAAUGGACUCGAUAAUGAGAUCAGUGGAGUGCGAGCCCCGGAAUACUGGAGUGGUGUCGGCCAUCUUGGAUCUGAUGUCCAAAGCAGGUGGAAGAAGAGCGAUUCUAAUAGGCGUCUGUGUCAUGACGCUGCAAGCAUUCUCCGGCUCCAUAAUUCUGAUCGCCUACACUCAGCCGAUCUUCAAGAAGAUCCACAACGUUGACUCGCAAGAGACCUACAUGAGCAUCGUCCUGGCGGUCAUGCAACUGAUCACUUAUUGCUUGUGCAUCGGCCACGUGGAUCGUAUGGGACGCAAGCCAUUGAUGAUCAUUUCCGUCGUGGGCGUCGUUAUAUCCAGUUUUCUGUUAGGAGUUUAUUUCUGCAUGCUGGAGAACAACAUCGACGUCGAUAGCUUGAAUUGGCUAGCCUUCACGGCGAUUCUAGUCUACGCAGUUAGCGUGUCGUUGGGUUUAACCAGCGUACCAUUCGUGAUCAUGAACGAAGUAUUCCCGAUGUACGCGAAGGCGACGUGCAUCGGUCUUUGCUUCUGCUUGAACUUGUUGUGGUCGUUCGUUCUGGUCUGGAUUUGCAGCGUCGUCGCGUUCGAGCACAGUAUGUACGUUGCUUUCUGGAUCAUUUCCGCGUUGAACGCUCUUGGGAUCAUCUUUCUAACGAUUUACCUGCCGGAGACAAAGCGCAUGUCACUUUCGAGGAUAGAGGAGAGGAUCGUUAGGAAGAAAAUGUGA